Messenger RNA from Colletotrichum abscissum, 1554 nucleotides. RefSeq names its product ent-kaurene oxidase. The coding region runs from base 1 to 1554 and encodes 517 amino acids. The record is from RefSeq and is a predicted model, not a curated record. Gene Ontology annotation, molecular function: oxidoreductase activity, acting on paired donors, with incorporation or reduction of molecular oxygen; iron ion binding; monooxygenase activity. NCBI's taxonomy places the organism in Eukaryota, Fungi, Ascomycota, Sordariomycetes, Glomerellales, Glomerellaceae. The transcript is spliced from 4 exons.
AUGUCGCUAUCCUGGAGCAGCUGGCUCGCCACACUAGAGCCGCAACAGUCAGCUCUCGGCCUGCUCUUUGUCGUCCUCUCCUUGACACUCGCUUAUGUCUCCAUACCAGGACGCCACGACCACCUCCCUUACAUCAACCGGCCCCCAAAGUGGGAUUUCCUUGGCCAGAAGACCAAACAACACUUCGUCAGCAAUGCCCGAAGCCUGAUGGCCAAUGCUCGGGAGGCCUUCAAAGGCAAGCCCUACCGAAUGUUCACCGACUUGGGGGAUCUCAUUGUUGUUCCGGCGCACCACGCCGAUGAGAUGCGCAAUGAGCGAUCUCUGGACUUCCUCGAAGCCUUUGUCGAUAAUUUUCACCCCAACAUUCCCGGAUUCGAGGGAUUUACUUUCGAUGGCCGAAAGGACCAGUUGCUUCACAAGACGAUCAACAAGAAGAUUACCAAGAUGCUCAAUGAGAUCACUGCACCACUGUCGCUGGAAGCUGACUUUGCUACGCGCCUGAUUCUUGGAACUUCGACAGUUUGGCGUGAGAUUCCGCUUCAAGAAGCGCUUCUCAACCUUGUCGCUCGUCUAUCUUCCCGUGUGUUUCUUGGCGAUGAACUCUGUCGAAACGAUGCGUGGAUCAAAAUCACUGGCUCUUAUAGCAUCAACACUUUCUCAAGCGCAGAAGUCCUUCGACAGUACCCUUAUUAUCUUCGCCACAUCGCCUGCUAUUUUAUUCCGCAAUGCCGACUACUCAGAGAACAAGUUGCAGAGGCACGACGCGUUCUUAACCCGGUACUGGAAAAGCGAGAAUGGGAGAAGAAGACAGCUUUGGCUGAGGGGAGGACUGAGCCUUCGUACAAAGACGCGAUUCAAUGGGUCAUGGAAGAAGCUCAGGGCAGUACUUUUGACCCAGUAGGAGCCCAACUUGGUCUCUCUGUUGUGGCUAUUCAUACCACUACUGACCUCGCAACGGAAACGAUGCUUCGACUAAUGGUCAGACCACAGUUGAUGGAGGAUGUUCGUGCUGAGAUUGUGGCGGUCCUCCGGAAGGAGGGCUGGACCAAGUCUGCUUUGUUCAACAUGAAGCUGCUUGACAGUGUCAUCAAGGAGGCGCAGAGACUUAAGCCGACAACGUCUGCGACGAUGAAUCGGAAAGCCACUAGUCAAGUCAAGCUUCCUGGUGGAUUGGUCCUUGAGAAGGGAGACCGCUGCAUGGCAGACCUCGGCUCGAUGGUGGACCCCAACGUAUAUCCAGAUCCUCUCGAGUUUGACGGGUAUCGAUUCUUCCGGAUGCGUGGAGACCCCAAGAUGGAUAGCAAGGCUCAUCUGGUGAGCACAUCAGUGUCCCAUAUGGGAUUCGGCCAUGGCCUACACGCGUGUCCUGGGAGAUUUUUUGCCUCUAACGAGGUCAAGGUUCUCUUGUGUCACUUGCUGCACAAAUACGACUGGAAGCUUGACAGUGGAUUCGAGCAUACGAUUCAUGAAUUCGGCCUUUCCUUAUCGUCGGGUAGCACAAAGGCUUUUGUCGCGAGGCGACAGAACGUGGAGAUUGACAUUGACGCGUGGUAA